AUGACGCUGUGGAUGUGUAUCCUGUGGCUAGUGUACGCACCGGCGGCUACCACCGGAGCUGCGCCUCGGAAGCGGGUUGAUCCGACGGACCAGACGACGCUGCUGGAUGGGCCCGGAAUGCGGGCCGUGUUUCGGUUUCUUCGCACGUGGAUGUUCAACAUUGUAGGCCGCACCGGCCAGCGAACGAGUGGACCGUUUCGCCAGGACACCAUUCCCCCGGAAGUGCCAUUUCCCUGCAACGUGUCGUUGGGCCGCAGCCAGCGGGUGCCCUCGAGCGUACACAAGCUGCGCCCCGGCGACAUCGGUGUGGUGGCCGCGCUGGGUGACUCGCUGACGGCGGCCACCGGAGCGGCAGCGUCCGGCUUCGUCGACCUGUACAUGGAGAACCGCGGGCUCGCGUGGAGCAUCGGCGGACAGUGGAACUGGCGCAACGUGACCACCCUGCCGAACAUACUGAAGGUGUUCAACCCGAAGCUCGUUGGAUACUCGUACGGCGACGCGUAUCCGUUCCACUGGGACACCCAGUACAACAUGGCCGAGAUCGGGGCAGUGUCCUACGACAUUCCGUACAUGGCCCGGGCACUGGUGCAGCGCAUACGGCAGGAUCGGCGCGUCGACUGGAAGCGCGACUGGAAGCUGCUGACGAUCGCGAUCGGUGGCAACGACAUCUGUUCGUUCGUCUGCACCAUGCAGCGGCCAGAAACGCUGCCGCACAAGCACCGGCUGAGGUUGCAGCGGACACUCCGUUACCUACGGGACAACCUGCCCCGAACGUUCGUGAACGUGGUGUCGGUGCCGAGCGUGAAGAAGGUGGUGAUGCUGCCACGCAAACCCUUCGCCUGUGAGUCGCUUCACCACGGCGAGUGUUCCUGCUGGGUCGGCAAACUCUACAACCAGACUGAUGCUUCGCGCGAAAGAUGGGCUCGCAUACAGGACCAGUACAUCGAGGUGGAGAAGGACGUGGCCGAAUCGAAGGAGUUUCGCGGAUUGGACGAGUUUGCGGUCGUCUAUCAGCCGUGGUCGUUGAACAUUUCGAUGAAGAUGAACGGCAAGACCGUUGACUAUUCGCUGCUGUCAUACGACUGCUUCCACAUGAGCCAGAAGGGAAAUGCGUAUGCCGGCACCGCACUGUGGAACAACCUGCUCGAGCCCGCGGGAAAGAAGUCGACCAGCUGGCGGCCGAUUCUGAAGAACUUCAAGUGCCCGACGAAAGAGUCACCGUAUCUGUACACCUACGAUAACAGUGCGCUCAGUUAA
This is a messenger RNA of Anopheles cruzii, 1257 nucleotides long. RefSeq names its product phospholipase B1, membrane-associated-like. Lineage: Eukaryota; Metazoa; Arthropoda; Insecta; Diptera; Culicidae. The coding region runs from base 1 to 1257 and encodes 418 amino acids. The record is from RefSeq and is a predicted model, not a curated record. Gene Ontology annotation, biological process: phospholipid metabolic process. Gene Ontology annotation, molecular function: glycerophospholipase activity. The transcript has 6 exons.